Messenger RNA from Saccoglossus kowalevskii, 1899 nucleotides. RefSeq names its product vacuolar protein sorting-associated protein 4-like. Lineage: Eukaryota; Metazoa; Hemichordata; Enteropneusta; Harrimaniidae. Gene Ontology annotation, biological process: vacuole organization; endosomal transport. Gene Ontology annotation, molecular function: ATP binding; ATP hydrolysis activity. The record is from RefSeq and is a predicted model, not a curated record.
GUGAUUUGAUCGAUGUUUCAACGUGGAUCGGAAACUUUGGCUCAGGCUCCGUUUAAUUCACAAUUACAAGUGUAUUUGUAAAACGCAUCAUGAGUGUUGACCAGCAGUACGAAGAGGCCUCAGUUUGGUUAGCAGCUGCUGCCGAGGAAUGCCGAAAGACGCACAAUGUGGAUAUUGAAAUGUUGAUCAGAAACUGUGAGAAUUGUGCUCGUAUGAUAGAGGGUAUUCAACAGAUUGAAAAGAAUCCAGUCAGAAAGAAAGCAUUGGAUGAACUGAGCAUCGCCAUAUGUAAUCAUUUGACGGUAUUGAAAGCCAAGAAAGAACAGUUAGAUGAUUGCAUGCUGGAUAGCUCCGUAUCAAGUCAGUCCAGUACAAGUGAUGCUGGUAGCAAGAGUAAAGAUUCCGCAGCUGACAGUGAUCAGAAAAGUAAAUUACGUUGCGCCAUAGCCGACACCAUAGUACAGAAAGGACAUAUAAAGUUUGAUGAUGUUGCAGGUCUUGUUGAAGCUAAGCAGACGCUAAAAGAAGCCAUCAUCAUGCCUGUACAGUAUCCGCAUUUAUUCACAGGUGGCAGAAAACCAUGGAAACGAAUUUUAUUAUAUGGUCCACCCGGAACUGGCAAAUCAAGACUUGCACAAGCCGUGUCCUCGGAAAUUGAUUCAGUGUUCUAUUGUGUGUCCAGUUCUGAUUUGGUUUCAAGCUGGGUUGGUGAAAGUGAAAAAUUAAUCAAAGAGUUGUUUCAGCAUGCUGUUGACCAAAAAGGAAGAUCGGUUGUAUUUAUUGAUGAAAUUGACAGUAUUUGUCGCAAGAGAAGCUGUCGGGAGGAAGAACACACAAGGCGAAUAAAGACUGAAUUGAUGAAACAGAUGGAAGGUGCUGAUAAUACCGACAGCGCAGACAAUCUCUUUCUACUCUGCGCUACUAACUGUCCCUGGGAGUUGGACACUGCUUUUCUGAGAAGGUUUCAAAAAAGAAUUUAUGUUCCACUACCAGACAGAGAGGCCAGGAUAUCAUUGAUGAAGAUUCAUGCUGUGUCUAAUAACAUUGAAACCUUAGCUGACGCUGACUGGGAUCUACUAGCUGAUGAGACGGAUGGCCACUCUGGGAGUGAUAUAGCCACAUUGACGUUAGCUGCUCUAUUUCAGCCAAUCAGAGAUAUGCAACAUGCCACACACUGGAUAUGCACUGCAGAUGAUCGGUAUACGCCGUGCAGUGCUUCUGUUCCUGGCGCCGUGAAAAAAACAAUGCAAGAACUGCCACCUGAUAAGGUUCAACCCAGAGACGUUGUGGUAGAUGACUUCAUCACAUCGUUACAGACGAAUCGUAGCACGGUCACCAAAGAUGAAUUAGAACGCUUUGCAGAGUUCACCAAGAGCUUUGGACAGAAUGGCUAACAUAAAUAUAAUUAUGUUAUAAAAGAGAAGACUUCGAAUGCAGUAUGCUUUAUCAGUAGUCAAUGCAUGUGUCUAUGGACAAACUGAUUUUAAUGUUCAUUUAUACAAUGAAUACAAUUUUUGGCUUGUAUGCACUUCCAAAAAAACAAAUACGAUAGGUCACAAUGGAGGAAACGAUGACAUAUUGCUACUUUAAACGCAUCUAAGUGGAUCGGUUGACUUCAGCUGAAGUCAUGUGAACAUGUAAAACAAUAGAUGUUUUUGAAUUUAAAAAACCCAGUGAAUUCACUCAAAAUGAAGAAAUUAAAUACCAGUGAAAGCCUUCAUGUCCAUGUCCAGUCAAGUGAUUUUGUGGGAAAGUUUACCUUUGCGUCUAUUCCCAAAUUGUACUUACUGUCUAGUCACAAAUUUUUGUCACUGAACGGCGAUUUACUCUUCAGAAUAAAUAAAUUACAGCGUGAAUGGGGUGUGAACUGCUGUUUCAACUCUGUUUAACUUUCAAAAA